Messenger RNA from Cherax quadricarinatus, 8393 nucleotides. It is a transcript of the gene Adat1, whose product is annotated as Adenosine deaminase, tRNA-specific 1. NCBI's taxonomy places the organism in Eukaryota, Metazoa, Arthropoda, Malacostraca, Decapoda, Parastacidae. Gene Ontology annotation, molecular function: tRNA-specific adenosine deaminase activity; RNA binding. Gene Ontology annotation, biological process: tRNA processing. The record is from RefSeq and is a predicted model, not a curated record.
UGCUGCUGAGCAGUAUAGUGAAGACGAAGAAGACGACAAUGAUGAUGAAUAUGAUGAUGAUGACAAUGAUGAUGAUGAGGAGGAAGAUGAUGAUUCUGAAAUGAAUGAUGAUUACUCAGACCCAAUGUUGCAUUAGCCAAUAAUUAUGAAACAUUUCCUUAGUUUUAUUAUUUUCAUGUUUUGAUGCUUAGUUUUCAAAAUAUUUUAGAACAUGCAUAAAUAUGGGAAUGAGUUUGGUGAGAAAGUUGCAGAGGCAUGCAUUGAAAAAUUUCAAAGUCUUGGAAAGACAGGUAAGCCAAAAGAAGGCACAGAGUGGACCCUGCUUGCUUGCUUCUUACAAGAGGAACCUCAUAAAGAGAUAUUUGAAGUUGUGGCUUUAGGAACUGGGUCAAAAUGCAUUGGUGUACAGCAGUUGCCAAUUGAAGGGGAUGUUCUCCAUGACAGCCAUGCAGAGAUUAUUGCUAGGAGGGCUUUCAUGGUGUAUCUCCUUGACCAAGUGGAAAAGGUUUUAAAAAAUCAAAUUAGUAUUUUUGAGCAGAAAGAUGAUAAGCUUAGGUUAAAGUGUGGCAUCAAAUUUCAUUUCUAUGCCAGUCACACUCCUUGUGGUGAUGCAUCUAUAAUCCCUAAGCAGGAGUGGGGUGAAUGUUGUGGACAAAAAGAAGAGGUUACACAAGAAGAAACAUUUGUCAGUAUUUAUAAACAUGUCACGGAAGUGGAUAUCCCAACUCACUCUAAUGAUGACUGUACCGAUAUUGACAACAGUGAACCACCAUUAAAGAAACUGAAGGUAACUGAAGAGAGUCAAGUUAAACAUGAAACCAGCAAUAUUGAUUUUAUCAUUAAUAGUGUAGACAACAUAAAACAAAUGCCUAGGAUAUUUUCUCUUACAGAGAAUAACAAAGAAAAGGAUUUCCAUACAGGAGCAUACGCUGAAAAUAACAUUGAUAAGAUGGAUGCAAGACCUGAUAUUUACCGAACAGGAGCGAAAUGUUUAACAGGUGAAAAAUUGGAUCCAAAAUUGCCUGGUUCUGAUUAUCAUGUUACUGGUGUGUUGCGAACUAAGCCUGGACGUGGUGACCCAACCCUCUCUCUCUCUUGUAGUGAUAAAAUCUUUAAAUGGACUGUUUUAGGGGUCCAAGGUGCUCUUUUAAUGUUGUUCCUAGAAACCCCAGUGUAUGUGGAAACUAUAACAAUUGGAAGGUGUCAUUACAAUCAGGAAGCAAUGGAAAGAGCCCUCUUCGGAAGAUUUAAGGAGAGAUUGGAAAAUAUUAAACUUCCAGUUGGAUUUCGAAUACUCACACCUCGGAUAUUAUAUGCAGACAUUGAUUUCCCUUUUUCUCAUAGCUGUAUAACCAGCUGUGCAGGUGAUGCUAAGAAGGUGAUGCCAUCACCUACCAGUCUCAUCUGGAGUGUCAGUAGUACACACAGUAGCAAGCACGAGGUUGCUACUAAUGGACGCAAACUGGGCACCACUAAAAAGAACCUAGGUACCCCAAAAAGUUGGGUCAGCAUAUGUCGUCGAGCCAUCUAUCUAAGGGUGAAAGCACUCUUGCAACAGCAUAGCAAAUUUAUGACCAGCCUUGUUAACCUAGAUGAUUUGUCAUAUGGAGAUUUGAAGUGUGAAGCUCGAAAUUAUUACAUAGUUUGGAAUGAUUUAAAAAGAAACGUUUUAAGAAAUUGGACAGUUAAGCCAGGUAACAUAAAAAACUUCAGAGCAUGAAUAUGAUACAGUAUGUCAAUAUUGUGAAGGUUAUUUUGAUCUCAUUGGUCAUCUCUCAGAUGCAGGCUGACCCAAAGAAGACAACACAUUCACUCAGUUGCUGUCUCUCCAGAAAUAUGCUGACAUCACAAUCAGAUUUAUAAAAAAUCAUUUGUUUUCACCUGCAAUAAAAAAAAUUAUUACAAUUUGCUGGUAUUUUAAAUGCAAAGUCUAUGAAUGUUUAUAUUUGAAUUGCAUAAAGCAAGUCUUGGGCGUUAAAAUAGUCCUUGUAAUCAUUUCAUUAAUUUUUGUAACUAUUAAGACCCAUUAGAUAUUUUGGGCCAAACAGUGAAGACAUUUAGGUUUCAUUCAGUAUAAAAUGUUUUAACUCCAGUUCUCUAACAAAUAUGUGCUCUAGUUUGCUCUUACAGUAAUGCCAAAAAGGGUCCUUGAAUAAAAUGCAUCUGUAUUGAAGCAAAUGCUUUUAUGUCCUUAAUUUUAUUAGGCAUAUUUCAGUACAUAAACCUUCAGUGUUCAGAUGGGUAGGUAAUGGUAUGAGAUACCAACACAAUGAUGAGGAGACAAAUGCAAUUUCACAGAACUCCAACAGAUGACGUUUUGUGUACUGUGUGGCGAAACAAUAGGUAAUAGUUGCAUAUAACUGUAUUUACCUCUGUUUACUUUAGAGUAUAUGUAUAUUGUAGCUAUAUUGCUCUAGAAAGUUUCAAUACUUCUUCCUCCUAAUAUCAUUCACAAUUAUGCCAUGCACAUUACCUGGUUUAUUUUUAAGACUUAUUCCUCUUAAAAUUAAUAGGAAGUGUGUAGUGAUACAUUAAACAGUCUGUUUUCAGAUUUAAGCAUUGGUCCUAGCUGCUUAAGAUUUGGUGUGAUUGUCAGAGCUAUUCCACUGUAUUUUUGCAUGGUAAGAGUUUAAUAAAUAUGUUAAUUCAGGUUAAAAUCUUUUGAUCUUUAUAAGGUGAAUAUCAAAUAUUUCUCAUAAAUAACACUGAAGCUUUAAACUUUUAGCUGUGUCAGACAUACUAGUACACAAAUUUUAGCACCUUCAGAUACAACACCUGCCAUUAUUUUUGACUUCAGCUCAACUGCAUGGGUCUCUUACAACCUCCUCAUACUUUUGAAAAGAAAUCUAAGACCAUGUGGUAUCCAGGCAAUGCAUCAUGGGGUAACACUGCCUGACUAGCAUAAGUAACAACGAAACCAGCCUAGGAUCUGUUCCACUACCAGCUUCCUUACCAGCAAACAGGGUGUGAAACUGCCACUUGACAAUGCUAACAGUGGAAUUCAGCCAAUAAGCACACUGUAGACUUAACCUAGGGUAACCCAGUAUGGUCCAAUAAUGUGACUUGUUUGUAUGUUUCCAAGAAAAUAAUUUAAUAUAAAAUUUCCCCAUACAUACAUGUUUUACAGUGGUCUGGAAGGCACACUGGUAACAGAUAUAGAAGUUACAUUUUUUAUAUAAUUUCCCAUAAUAUUUUCUUGAAACCUAAAUACAGUGAUACCUUGGGAUAUGAACAGCUCAAAACUCGAACUAUGAAUUAUGUAAGUGUAUUUUUGGGAGUGUCAGAUGGAUUAUUCUAAUUUAUAUUAUUCCUUAUGGGAACAAAUUUGUUCAGUAUUGGCACUCUAACAGCCUUCUGGAAUGAAUUAAGUUCAUAUCCUGAGGUAGCACUGUAUGUACCAUGAUUAACCUAGGAUAACCAAACAGUCAAACACUUUGACUUAUUUCUAUAUGUUAAGGGGUAUUAUUAUGCCUUGAAACAGUUGUAUCAUAAAGUAUUCCUUGUACAUAAUGCUAGAAGGCCAAAGCAGUUUACAAAAUAGAAGAAAAAAUUAUUUGCUCCAAUUUUUAUUGUGGAGUAAUAUUGGGUUAUGCAUUUUCCCACAUUUGAAGUACUAAAAAUAAGUACUGGACAUGGUGUUAAACAUUAAAAACAAUAAAGAACUAAACAAUAAUCAUAAUUUGGCAUCAAAUAGUAAAAUGUAAUUACUGCUGGCACGCUUACACCACUGUUGCCAACAAAGUGAUAGUGACAAUUUUUUUAUCUUUGGUGCACCAUAAAAAUCUUAAUUUUUUAUAGCAUUCUAUUCAUUUUGGUCUUGCUUGAUUCAUAAAAAUGCACUCUUUCAACCUGUAAGAUAAUUUUUCCUAAAAAAUCUUGCCUUGCGUGCACACAGAAAUUUUAACUUCUGGUUAUUUCGCAGUUAAGAGGGGAAUGUGUGUUCAAUACAUGUGUGUAUCUAGGAUGAUUUUUUUGUUUGACUUAAUAUUUAUUAGUAUGGUACCUUGAAUGUAAAGUACCUGCGGGAUAGACCUAUUCUGGGUAUGGUAUUCCCAAGUAAUUGUAUUGGUUAAAUAACAAAAAAGGCACAAUACCGUGACUGGAACGAUACACAAAUAACCCGCACAUAAAAGAGAGAAGCUUACGACGACGUUUCGGUCCGACUUGGACCAUUGACAAAGUGACUUUGUCAACGGUCCAAGUCGGACCGAAACGUCGUCGUAAGCUUCUCUCUUUUAUGUGUGGGUUAUUUGUGAAUUGUAUUGGUUGUUUUUUCUAACAAAUUAGAAAUUUUGGAAAUUAAGAUGUCAUUGAUUUAUAUGAAAUCUUCACGCUGUUUUUUCUUCCUUUCCAGAUAACCCUACAUAUCAUAAAAUUAUGUACAUGUCAAGAUUGUUCAAGAAAACAUUGAGUAAAUUGAGAGGUCUCCCUUGAAAUGGCCUUGAGGGAAAUUAAAGGUCAGUCUGAUAGGUGGCUUAAAAAUACAAGAAAGGAUAUAGAGAAAUGGUGGCCCCCCAAAAAAAGUUAUAGAUGAGUAGAACACUGUCUGCUGCUAGUUUGUCAUAGAAGCUAAGAACUCCUGGUAGGAGGUCUGGUCACAGACCGGGCCGCGGGGGCGUUGACCCCCGGAACUCUCUCCAGGUAAACUCCAGGUAUAUCCAAGUGAGAAUGGUUAAGUGUAAGCAACACCUGUCUAGAAUGAUCCAGUAAGCCUACUGUAGUGCUCCUAUUUUCUUAGGUUCUUAUAUGAAAGCACUGAUUUGGGAAUACAGCCUUUCCUCACUUAAAACAGUAUCAAAGAUGGUUGACACAAACCCACUACCAUCAUAGUAUGCUCCUCACUUACAAACAAAUUCGUUUACCAACGUGGUCUUAGGAACGGAACUCUGUUGUUAAUGUCAUCUUUGCACCAUUUUAACAUUUCUGGUAUAUUUUUAAAUGUUUAUACAGUAGUGUACUGUAUAUUGUAAUAAACAGAGUAGAGGAAAUCAGCUCUAAUAUACAUUAUUUAGGUAUACAUAAUAGUCAGAUAGCCCGUCGUAAGUCCGAGUCGUCGGUAAAUGAGUACAUCGCUAAGUGAGAAGAGGCUGUACAGUAAACCAUCUUGUAAAUGACAUAUAAUGCAAUUUUGUGUGAACUGGGAUUGAAAAAAUUACAUUCACAGUUUUAUAGUACACAAGAAAUCCUUGAUAAUACACUUGCUGAGUCUGACAUCAUUUCAUCCAAUGUAUGUGGUGUAAAAUUAAUUAUUUUCUCUUCCACUAAACAUGACAUUACCAGCCUGUCAUGUAGAGAUCAUGCCAAUAAAAAGUUAUACAUAUGUGUAUUGAAGAGCUAGAUACAGAUAUCUGCAGUCUCAAUAUUGCUGUGAGCCAGAGGAUGUUUGGUGUAGGUGUGUCAAGUUCCUGCAUGUUUGGUACAAUUUGGCAACGAAAUGUGACUUUUAUAUUUACAAAGUUGACAUCUUCAGGAGCCCAUCUGCGUCUCCCUUAUUUUUGUAAUAAUAUAUUCUUUGGCUAUUUCAAAUGCAUUUAUCUGUGGUAUAAGUUUAGAGUAGGUGUAGAUAGUUUCCACAUGUUUAGUACAAUUUGAUAAGGAAAUAUGGCUAUUUUUAUAUAGCUAUGUACAUGUUAUGUGUACGAGUGUGAGCUGAUAAACCUCACCAUUGUACAUCCAACUCGCCCCACUAGACCCUCCCCACACACUAAAUCUUUGAAGUACAACAAAUAGAAUAUGAGGUAAUAAGAGCUGUAAUAGUCUUGACCUAGUAGAAUAUUAAACUUCCUAAUUUGAAGGUACAUGUAUAUGGAAUGUAGCCCUGCUAUUCCUACUUGUAGCCCUAUUAUUCCUACUUUUUCUUCAUUUCACAUAAUGCCAUUUGUCAUAUGGCACUGAUUUUCAGGAAGGUAUUUUAUGCAUAAUGAGUUACGCAUGACUGGAAUGAACUGCUUAGAAGUGCCAUUCAUACAAAUAGCUGGAUAGUUUUAAUGAUGCAUUGUACAGAUGCACAAAUAAGAAUGGUUUGGUAUGAGGAGGUCCUUACUAUACACAAAUAACCUGCACAUAAAAGAGAGAAGCUUACGACGACGUUUCGGUCCGACUUGGACCAUUGACAAAGUCACACUAACCGGAAGUGGAGCAGGACGGCUAUAUAUAGGCAGGAAGAGGUGGUGGUAGUAGUAGUAGUACAAGAAUGGUAUAUAAUACCGACAAGAUGAAAUUAAGACACAUGCGCAACACCCGGGCAUCCCUAUCGUAGACGUUUCGCCAUCCAGCCAGCCACUGGAUGGCGAAACGUCCACAACAAAGAAACCAGACGCUGCACAUGUGUCUUAAUUUCAUCAGUAGUUGUAGUAGUAGUAGUAGUAGAAGAGGUAGUAGUGGUAGUGGUAGAAGUGGGAAAUAAGGAGGACGAGCCAGUCAAAUACAAAGGAAGGGGAGCACUGCAAGAGAGCUAGGUGCCCACUGAGGGAGAGCAAGCCCACAGAGGUGCGUGAAAGGGGAAGUGGUGAAAUAAAUGAAGAAGGAACAGAAACACGAGACAAAAGAGAGAGAGACAACCCAGAGGAGAAAAGGAAAGAGGAAAGGGGAAGAGGGAGAAGAAAAAGAAAAAGAAAAAAUGAGGAGUCAGGUUAAGUCACGGGUGUUCUGAAGUUUGGAGCAUUUUACAAUGUAGUGGGAGAGGAAGGCAUCUACAGAGACGAAGUCAGGGCUAAGGUUCAUACAAGGAAAGUUGUGUAUUAGAGAGGAUUCAACUAGACGGCGACUGUUCGAGUUGGAAGUAGGGAAGACAGUUUUAGCAGAAGACCAGUCAAUAGGAUGGCUAUGAUCUCUGAUGUGACAGAAAAAAGCAUUGCUAGUGUCAGAAAACCUAACACUAUUUUUGUGCUCCCUAAGUCUGUCAGAAAGAGAUCGACCAGUUUCUCCGAAGUAUUGAAGAGGACAGGAGGAGCAAGAAAUAGAGUAGACACCAGGAACAUCUGCAGAGGGAGGAGAGGUAUAGAUGAAGAAACCCUAUUGACUGGUCUUCUACUAAAACUGUCUUCCCUACUUCCAACUCGAACAGUCGCCGUCUAGUUGAAUCCUCUCUAAUACCAUUCUUGUACUACUACUACCACCACCACCACCACCACCACCUCUUCCUGCCUAUAUAUAGCCGUCCUGCUCCACUUCCAGUUAGUGUGACUUUGUCAAUGGUCCAAGUCGGACCGAAACGUCGUCGUAAACUUCUCUCUUUUAUGUGCGGGUUAUUUGUGUAUAGUUCCAGUCACGGUAUUGUGCCUUUUUUGUUAUUUAGGUCCAUACUAGCAUGGGCCAGAUCUACUGCAGUACUGUUUUUUGGUAUUUUAUAUAUACUUUAGGUUAUUAAAAAUAGGUUAGAUAAAUAUAUGAAUAGGAAUGGUACAGUAGGAUGGAAAGGACAACCCUUUACACUUGCAAGUGUGUGUGUUCAGGGAAGGGAGAAGUGGGAGAUUGUAGGCCAGGGUAAUAUAAAGUUAUAAAAAGUACCAUCAUGUUUAUACACAGGCUAAGAAAAAAGGUGCCACAAGAGGUGAGAUCAGAAUACAAAGCUGCUGGCAAGCAACAGUGUUGUUGGAGAUAGGGUAGAUGGGCCUAUGUCUAUCAUUCCUUAGUAGUCAAAUUUUCUCAUAUGAUCAUGUGAUAUUGCUGAAAUUUAGAAGACUAAUAUUCCUUAACAAUUAAAAGUAGGCAGGAUAAUGAUUUGUGACAUUGUAUAUGAGGCAUUCAGUUGGUGACCUUGUUAGUUUGUGAGGAAACUUGCUACCUGCCUUAGUAUGCUAUUAUUAUAUUCUUAUAUUAUUAUAUAUAUUAUUAUAUUCUUAUAUUAUCAUAUAUAUUAUAUUCUGUAGAGAUUAUACAAUGCUUGGGGAAUGAGAGGCAUUCAGGUCUGAUCCAAGGGGAAUGCACUUCCAAUUCUUUGGAUCAAAAGCCCUUUACCUUGGAAGUCUUAUCUUUAUAACUCUCAAGUAAUUUGUGGUAUAAAUUACAUCUAGUUACAGAUACUUUUGUACUUGAUUAUUAUUUGUUACAAAUCCCUGUGAGGAUAGCUACUUGGCCUCUUGACUAUCCCUUCGUCAUUUAAUUAUUUUCCCCCAGAUCCUUUGUGUCACCUAAUGCUUUAACAUGUGAAGUAAAUUUACACCAUCAAAGAAAGAUAUUGUGGUAAAUGCACCACUGGUGUUGGUUGAAUGAAGUAAUAGGUGAUGUUGCACUGGGUUUACACUUUUUUUUUUUUAUAAGUACGAGUAAGCAUAUUGUUGAUAAAAGCAUUGUACACGAGGUAGUUUGGUGAAUAUCUGUAUAUUUUUCAUCCAUGAUGAGUCAUACACUGCUUGUGUGAAAAGCAGAUUUAAAUAAAUAUUUAGCCUUGA